GCCCCCUCUCCGCCUUCCCAGGCUCCUCUUCGGGUAAACAGCGAUGGCUGCGGAUGAAGGAGGAGGCGGAGAACAGGAGAACAACAUGGGGAACCACUUGCAGCUCAUUCCCGCAGAGAGUGAAGAAGAGGAUGACAUUGAAAUGGAAGUCGAAGAUCAAGAUGGCAAGGAGAUUGAAAAGCCAAACACCAUUAAUUUUGAUACUAGUCUGCCAACUUCACACAUGUACUUAGGAUCAGAUAUGGAAGAAUUUCAUGGAAGAACUGUCCAUGACGAUGAUAGUUGUCAAACAAUUCCAGUCUUACCCCACGUGAUGGUUAUGUUGAUUCCUGGACAAACACUGCCUCUUCAGCUCUUCAGUCCCCAAGAGGUUAGCAUGGUGCGGAACUUAAUACAGAAAGACAGAACUUUUGCUGUUCUUGCAUACAGCAAUAUACUUGAAAGGGAAGCACAUUUUGGAACAACAGCUGAAAUUUAUGCCUACAGAGAAGAACAGGAAUAUGGAAUUGAAACAGUCAAAGUAAAAGCAGUGGGAAGACAAAGGUUUAAAGUACUUGAAAUACGAACUCAAGCAGAUGGAAUCCAGCAGGCAAAAGUGCAAAUCCUUCCUGAGCGAGUGCUGCCUUCCACAAUGUCAGCGGUGCAGUUGGAGUCUCACAGUAGAUGCCACCUUUUUCCUUCUUCCAAGCCGGCAGCAUGGCAGGAUCAACAAAUACAUCAAUGGCGGCAGAAAUAUCAAAAGCGCAAAUUCCACUGUGCUAGUUUGACUUCAUGGCCAUCUUGGCUGUAUUCGUUAUAUGACGCUGAAACCUUGAUGGAACGAAUCAAGCUGCAACUGCACGAAUGGGAUGAAAAUCUUAAAGAUGACUCACUCCCAGCAAAUCCUAUAGAUUUUUCAUACAGGGUUGCUGCUUGUUUGCCCAUUGAUGAUGCACUACGAAUUCAACUGCUUAAAAUUGGUAGUGCUGUUCAGCGACUGCGAUGUGAACUAGAUAUUAUGAACAAAUGUACAUCCCUCUGCUGUAAGCAUUGUCAAGAUACCGAAAUAACAACUAAAAAUGAAAUAUUCAGCUUGUCCCUGUGUGGACCUAUGGCUGCAUAUGUUAAUCCUCAUGGAUACGUGCAUGAGACGCUUACUGUGUACAAAGCCUGCAACCUCAAUCUGAAUGGCAGAUCAUCCACAGAGCACAGCUGGUUUCCUGGUUAUGCAUGGACUAUAGCCCAGUGUAGAAUCUGUGGAAGCCACAUGGGAUGGAAGUUUACUGCAACCAAGAAAGAUAUGUCACCUCAAAAAUUCUGGGGAUUGACGCGUUCUGCUCUGCUGCCAAGGAUUCCAGAAAAGGAUAAUGAAUCUGGUCAAGAACGAUCCCUAUUACUUUGCCUGUGAUCUGCUAUUUAUCCUUACUUGAGAUGAACUAGGAACUGUCAGUGUCUCUUAAGAAAUCUGUUAAGUGCUGCAUCUGAUGUCUCAUUAUAUGAAACAUUCAGAAUAUUUGAGCUUUAUGCAGAGAAAAGACACAGUUAUUUCCAAAGGCCUUGAAAUGUUUGAUAUUUUGAAUUGGAACUUUUGGAAGCUGAAGACAGAGACUAGCAAAAAACAGUUGUUUUCAGAUGGACUGGCAAAGACUGAAUCGGGCAGUGAAGAUUACAUCUGAUGUGAUAUAAUGACAGAAGAUGCAUAUUGUUGUUGAGGACAAAAAAAAACUGUUCAGUAGAAAUGAAGACUACGUAAUUCACCUUGUGUAUAAUGAUAUAAUCCAUUGCUCACUGUUUUAAGAUAUUUGCCUGUAGACUGUUGUGACUUUAUAGGAGUUUCUGUUUUCUAACUGUAUGAAAUAGCUUACCGGUAUUAGUGUUUGUUGAAACAAGCCUUAAAAGAAGAGGAGGCCUAAACCUUUUAUAGGGGCUGAUGUGAUGGGGGUAAGACUCCAUGGUCUUGCUGUGAGAGACAAGCACCGAAGCCUGCUGCUAGAAUAAUUAUUAUAUGCAAUCUCUUUGUGAAGAAUCCCUAUAGACCUUUGGUCCUUGUUGAUCAGUUUCCGCUCCACUUGGCAUAUUCUGACUUUUGAACAAAUGGAAACAUAAGUUAUUCAUAGACAUCAACAACGCCCCGGUAAAUUAUGUGAUUUUCUUCAUUAAUAACCUUGCUACUUUCCUUUUAAUCAUAUUCCAAAUCUUUGCACUUAAUCUUCUGAAAUAUUACGUACCAUUUGACCUGACUAGACUCCUUGGCAAUGCUCAGAAUAUUUAUCGUUAAGAGAGUAGCAACCAUCCUGCCGGGUUCUAUAAUUUCCUGUCCUACAUUACAAACUAUGGUGCAAUUAUCACUUGCUCUGUGAACAGAAACUGUUGCUACUUAUUAAAGAGGAAUGUUUUUGCCUGUGUUCUAGAAAGGGAUUGCCAAAAAUAGCAUAAAAGUAUAUUUUCCCCCAUCCUUGUUUUCCCAGAAUGCACUUUGACAAACAAAAAUCUGCAAAUAGCAGACUUCUUUUACAUGUAUGGGUAUAUGUAUUUUUCAGAGUCCAUUUUUCUCACUCCCCAUUUGUUUUGAGUAAAUUGUAGAAAUCUUGUUAUGUGUGGAUAGUUACCUUGCUGAAAUAAAAAAAAUUGCUAAAAUGUUUUAGCAAUUGUGUAAAUACCAGCAUAUUUACCUACCAAGUAAGAAGUGGCUUUUAAAUAACAAGCCCCUGAUUUUCAAAACACUGCUGUGGCUUUUGUUGUUUUUCAUUUGAAAGCUUUAUGCAGACAUUAAGUGGCGUUAGAUACCGAAGGGGAUGUUAGGAACUCUUGAUGUGCUAGAUAGCCAGGAACAGGUAACCCUGUGAAUCAGGUUUAGUUUCUUGAAGACUUCUACCUCUAUGGUACUAUGUUGUUGAUGAUGUUUUUUUUUUUAAAUUCUCACUCACAAUUGGACUAUCUCCUUUUUUUUUGUGCUGCCACUUUGUCUCUGCUCAGCUCUGAAAAGCAAUACUAGCGGAAACCUCAUUUUGAACAAAGUGAGAUAUAAAUCGUUUUAUAUUAGAGAGCAUUUUGGGUUUCUGUUUUUUAUUUCCUCAAAAAGUAAUUUUUGGUAUAAAGUACUGUUGUGAAAGCACAGAAUUGGGGCAGUGGGUUGAAAUUGUAAUAAACUGAUUUAAGAUAGAACAUUCUUUUCCUAACGGAAUACAAUUUUGUGACCUCACUUUUUCAAGGAGCUGGACUCCUCAGACUGCUGAUUUGCUAUGAGACAAGAUUGCAUGAGAAGUUAGUAUGUGGGUAGUGAGAAAUGAAUUUUCGGAAUGUGGUAUAAUGUUAUAAUAUGACUUAAUCCAUACAUGUUAAAGCUGUGUUAUUUAAGAUCUUAUGUGACUUAUGUCUCAACUAGCCCCUAUGAGUGAUGCUAUGUCCUCACCUCUAAUGAUGGAACAGAUCAGGCUCUCCUAUGUUUUCUUACUCCAUUCAUUAAUAACCUGCCAUAGAGAAUGAAGCUUUCUCUCUGGCACGAUGUCAUAUGAAUGAGAAUAUCCUUAAUUCUUUUGUUUUAAAUGCUUAAAUAUUUAGUCAUGCCUUUUAUAUGUACAGAGCACAAUCUGCAUGUCAAGACCUAUUCCUGACUUCGCAGUUCAUUGAGGUGAGAGGAAGAAGCAUUAGACACACCCUUCAUUAAUAUCGUCCAUGUUUUGUUAACUCCCAUUUCGAGUAAAUGGAGGUUGUAUGACACAGUGCUUGAUAAGUUGUUCCCAGGAUAUUUGGCUAGAUUUGUUAUGCAGUUGCCUCGGAAUAAAAUAGAUUCAAUGACGGUGAGCAUGAAACAUGUCUAUUUUUGUAAGGGUGUAAAUGUGUGUAAUCAAUGCAGGAAGAGCUACAAUACAAUUAGGUGAGAUUUGCAAGAACUAAAGGUUUCAUUUGUUGAAUCUUGUUUUUCUGUCUAUGUAAUGAGUUUGAGAUUACCAAACUAUCUAACUCUUGCACUGUCAUUUCAAGUAAUUACAAAAAGAAAUGUAUUCUGUUGUACAAAUAGCUAUUUUGAGUCGCAGUUAAGAAUUCUUUAUGUAAAAGUUACGCUUUAUGAUUCCUGUAUAAAGCCGUUGACAUUU
Molecule: messenger RNA, 4076 nt
Organism: Anolis sagrei ordinatus
Lineage: Eukaryota; Metazoa; Chordata; Lepidosauria; Squamata; Anolidae
Gene: CRBN
Product: cereblon
Biological process (GO): protein ubiquitination
Cellular component (GO): Cul4A-RING E3 ubiquitin ligase complex
Source: RefSeq, a predicted model, not a curated record